GCUAAAAAUAUCUAAUGUUGAAAUACCUUGAAAAGUAAGGCUUUUCACUAAAAAUUAUGCGCGUCACUAUAAUGGAAUGUACUACGUCGGUUUAAUUGGAAAAACGCGAUGGGGGUGCGAGGUCAGUUGAGUGGACUCCCUCCACUAAUAGGUGGGUACGAUACAAUCUGUGCUGUGGGUUGUGUGCGAGAGAGUUGGCGGUGGCAGCGCCAAGCCGCCGACACACACGACAAGCCCGCCACCAAAGGCAGCAGCGCGCAGUCGAGCGAAGCUUGUGCGGCCGGCUGGUCAGGCGACUGUCGCGGCCCCCGCGACCUGAACCGCCCUCACUCUCGUUUACAGAUGGCAUUUAUCUCAUAGAAAGUUAGUCCAUGCAUCAUGGGCUGUACCAGCAGCGCUCCAAAUAUGGUCACAUCACAUGUAAACACUACAGAAAAAAUACUCCAAUUUCCGGAGGAAUCACAUGAGCAAUCAAUUGGGGAUGCAAACGUGGCCGUAAAUGCUGAUGAUGGAAUUGGAGAAUACGAAAAUAAGGUGCUUCCUUCGUGUGAUACUUUAGAUGAAUCUAUACAAUUAGAUAGAAAUAAUAAAUCAGUAAUUAACAUCUCCAAUCUGGAUAUGGAAAAAGAUACACAUACUAAUGAACAAAUGAUGGAGAACGAAAACACAGUUGGUAUGGCGGAAGAUGAUGAUGACAAAUUAUCCUCUUUACAAGAAGUUGUUGAAAAAGUAGUAGAAUUAUAUAUUACAGACAAUCCUGAAAGUGUGCAGGAUUCUUCCGACGAAAAAAAUAUUGUACAGGAGGAAUUAAAAGCAAAUUAUGUUACAAAGGCGGAAGAUCACAACAAAACUAAUGAAGACCCUGUAGAUGUUCAUAAAACAGAUACAAAUAAUGUAAUAAAUGAGAAAAUGGAAGAAGCCAUCAGUCCUAGUCAAUCCACUAGCAGUCGGGCGACUCGAUGGGAAGCAUUAGCAGACAUCGCAGCAGAAUUACCACCUUCGCUUACUGUUGAUCCGAUUACUGGCCAGAUUUAUGCGCUGUCAAAGUAA
Molecule: messenger RNA, 1050 nt
Organism: Achroia grisella
Lineage: Eukaryota; Metazoa; Arthropoda; Insecta; Lepidoptera; Pyralidae
Exons: 4
Coding region: 379-1050 (223 amino acids)
Source: RefSeq, a predicted model, not a curated record